AUGCAUAGUGGCGAUUCUUUCCGGGAUCAUCUAAACAAAGCUCUCCAAGCCUUUGCAUUACAAGUGGAAAAAACAAGUCAGACAUUUAUAACGCUCCUGAAAGAGGCUGUUGGUCGAGCUGACUCAAUUUUUACGCCUUUGCAGAGGACACUUCUUUAUGUGUUGCUAGCAUUGGUAUUGUGCACCCUAAUAAUAAUAGGCUACAGUUGGAAAAUUUACGGAAAGGUCAUAAACGAGAAAUUUGUGCGACCUAGUACCCUUAAGGAGAUCGAAGAGCUCAAACUGUCUGUGGAUAAGUUGAAACUUCCUAAGGAACACUCGCCGAGAAUUUAA
Molecule: messenger RNA, 333 nt
Organism: Musca vetustissima
Lineage: Eukaryota; Metazoa; Arthropoda; Insecta; Diptera; Muscidae
Exons: 2
Coding region: 1-333 (110 amino acids)
Source: RefSeq, a predicted model, not a curated record